Gadus macrocephalus (Pacific cod) is the source of this 3114-nucleotide messenger RNA. RefSeq names its product protein kinase X-linked (gene prkx). NCBI's taxonomy places the organism in Eukaryota, Metazoa, Chordata, Actinopteri, Gadiformes, Gadidae. The record is from RefSeq and is a predicted model, not a curated record. Gene Ontology annotation, molecular function: protein serine/threonine kinase activity; ATP binding. Gene Ontology annotation, biological process: protein phosphorylation.
CGGCUGGCCGCUUCCGUGUUGAUGUGGUCGCAGGGUGAGGUGUUGUGCUGUCAGCUAAACAGUGAAGGAUUACCGGGAGCGGAACACCAAAGCCGGGGAAAGGAUGUUAAACUUCCCGUUAGGAACCGCUUCGACUCCUUGUUGUUUUCAAAUGGCGUAACGUCGCUCUGACGCGCAUCACCUGACCGUAAGCUCCAUCCCUGGAUCAUCACCAUGGCAUCCCCCAAGGCUAACGUUGGAGUGCAGCCGGACUCGAACCCGCACCCUCUGAAAGAGAGCAGGAGUGGCAACGCGGUGGCGGAAGACGAGGCAGCGACGCGCAGUGAGCGCGUGUACAGCCUGGACGACCUGGAGACGAUCGCAACCGUGGGCACGGGGACGUUCGGGCGGGUCUUCCUGGUCCAGGACCGGCGGGGCGGGGCCUACCUGGCCCUGAAGCAGAUGAGGAUCCCCGACGUGAUCCGUCUCAAGCAGGAGCAGCACGUCCACAACGAGAAGGAGGUGCUGAGCGAGGUCAACCACCCCUUCCUCAUACGCCUGUUCUGGACGCACCACGACGACCUCUUCCUCUACAUGCUGAUGGACUACGUGGCGGGCGGGGAGCUCUUCAGCUACCUGCGCUCGCGGGGUCGCUUCGGGAACGCCGCCGGCCUCUUCUACGGCGCCGAGCUGGUUGUCGCCAUCGAGUACCUCCACGCCCGCGAGAUCGUGUACCGCGACCUGAAGCCAGAGAACAUCCUUCUGGACGGCGAGGGACACAUAAGGCUGACGGACUUCGGCUUCGCCAAGAAGCUCUCUGAUAGGACCUGGACUCUGUGUGGGACCCCUGAGUAUCGCCCUGAGGUGAUCCAGAGCAAGGGCCACGGCCGGGCAGUGGACUGGUGGGCCCUGGGGAUCCUCAUCUUCGAGAUGCUCGCAGGAUACCCUCCGUUCUUUGACGACAAUCCUUUCGGAAUUUACCAGAAGAUCCUGGCGGGAAAGCUUGAAUUCCCUCGACACCUGGACUUCUACGUCAAAGACCUGAUCAAGAAGUUCCUGGUCAUCGACCGAGCCAGGCGACUGGGCAACAUGAAGAACGGGGCAGAGGACGUGAAGAAGCACCGCUGGUUCAAGACCAUCGAGUGGGACACGGUGGCCCAGAGGAAGCUCAAGCCCCCCAUAGUCCCCAAGGUGUCCCACGAGGGCGACACGUCCAACUUCGACGUCUACCCCGAGGACGACUGGAAGAAGGACACGCCGGUGCCCCAGAAGGACCUUGACCUCUUCAAGAACUUUUAAACGCCCACUGCCUGAGGGGGCUCCGGAUAAACUGCACCUUAAGGGGGCUCCAGAUUAUGAGCGCCUUAAGGGGGCUCCGGAUUAGCUGCACCUUAAGGUGGCUCCUGAGUACGGACCACUGCCCGAUUUAUUACUGGAAUAAUAAUAUUAAUAACUACAAUAAUGACGAGCAAACACGUGUGUGAAGGGAGGAAGGUGUGGACUGUCGCUGUUGGUACCUACGACGGAAAUCGCUUGUUUUUUGGUCGGUGUGCAGAGCAGAAUUACAAAAUAAUUACGAAAUUACGAAAAAAAAUCUUGAACAGAGCGAUAGGACUGCUGUAAUGUUCCAAUCGACUGAAAAGUUACAAAUGUUUAUCGGUGGCAUUUAUUGGUGACGUACGUUCUAUCAAGAGUAAAACAAGUUUGUUUAGCGACAGAAUGCUGCUUUAGUAUUCUGUCGCUAAACAACUCUUGCUCCGAGGAAGAUCGCUACUGGGAAAAACAAAAGGUAUAACUGGUGCUCUUGUCAGGAUAUUUCACCAGAGUGGAAAUAGUAAGACUUGUUUCCAUUUUCUGUUUUAAAUGUUUUCGUUCGGUUAUUUUAUUUUUUCCGAAGCUGUACUUGUUUUUCCGAUUUUUGUUUGUUAUCGUUUCGCUUGUUGGGGGUUUUGUUAAUUCUGUAUUUAAUUCUGAGCCUACUCAUAUGAUGCAAAAAAAACACAAACUUCUUUUCGGAAACCACUUGACUGUUACAUUCUAUGUUUAUUACACGAGGAACGGUCAGGUCUUUUUUAUAUUGUUGGGUUUUUAUACUUUGGUCGUCUGUCAGCGACGGGUUUUUGGGGAAAACCAAAGCUUUACAACCCCCCGCAAAAAGAAAAAAUCUUUCGGAAACUGAUUUCUUAUUUAAAUGUGUCUUGAGUUCAAGUCUUUUACGUUUGUCAUGCUAUGGGGUUGAAACCACCUCCACACUUGAUGCUAACAGCCUGCGAUCUACUCCCCUUACACUCGGAAACGCAUCAUGGUGCUUCUUACUUAAGUUUUUAUCAUUGCUUUUAUUUAAACGUUGAUGGUUUACAUGUGGAAAGCAUCGCGGUUUGUGUUGUGUUUUGAGGAUUGUGGUGUUUCCUGUCCGACCUUGUUUGGGUUUUGAUUUUUUUCAAAAAGCCUUUUUCUAAUAUGUUUUGUUUGUUUAUUGUUGUUGUUUUUUUUACAUGUAGGCACAAUCCUACCUGAUUUUUCUACUUGGUACCAAUUCAGCCUUUUUUUUUUACGAUAUCACUCCCUUUUUUAACUUUAAAGGUGACAUAUUAUAACACCAGGUGUGAGUGUGAUUAGCCUUUGCAAGCCAUUUUGAAAAGCUUCCCUUCUGACAUCACAAGUGGUCCACCUAGACUUACACUGGAUAGAUCAGUCUACCAGCCUACGCAGUGGACUGUAGCAAACGUUGCUCAUCUAUCCAGCGUACGUCUAGGUGGACACGCCCACUUGUGAUGUCAGAAGGGAAGCUAUUCAAAACGGCUUGUAACAGCUAAUCACACUCACCCCCGAUGGUAUAUUAUGUCACCUUUAACCGAGGGACACUUCCAAUAAGAGGGCGCAGAUUUGUAGGAAUGGAGCGAAUAAACACACCUUUAAACUUUCUUACUUAAAUCUCUUCCUUCUGUUUCCAUUUAAUUCAUUAUUCAUCUUGUUUUAUACAGGGAAUGGGUUAACCUAGCAAUUGAUAGUACUUGGUUCUAUGAACAUCCUUACUGUACCCAAAGAGAUAUAUUGUUUCUCUUUCUUCUGACAAAUGUACUACUACUUAUUGUAAGUCGCUUUUUGAUAAAAGCGUCUGCUAAACACCCUUAA